AUGAGAUACUGAAACGAGGCUUAUCAUCACGAAGAGUGAAAGGCAGAAGGGGAGGGAGAGCAACAAUGGCCGCUCUAGCCACCACCGCUGUUACUGCACAGCCUGCUGCAGUCAAGGGUCUCGGCAACACCUCCCUUUAUGGAGUCAGAGUUCCGGCCGCACGCGUGAACCUUCCCAAGACCAGGCAGCAGAGAUCUGGUAGCUUGAGGACGGUGGCGAAGUACGGGGAGAAAAGUGUUUACUUUGAUCUCGACGACUUGGGCAACACCACUGGUGCAUGGGACUUGUACGGCUCAGAUGCACCAUCUCCUUACAACUCCUUGCAGAGCAAAUUCUUUGAGACAUUUGCUGCUCCAUUUACGAAGAGAGGUCUGUUGCUCAAGUUCUUGAUAUUGGGUGGAGGAUUUUCUUUGGCUUACCUCAGCUCCACAGCCACUGGUGACAUUCUCCCGAUCAAGAAGGGCCCUCAAUUGCCUCCUAAGCUCGGUCCCCGUGGAAAGAUCUAAGUGAGCCCACCAUGGUGCAACUGUGCUUGCUUCCUUUUCAUGGUUAUUCUGUAUUUCUGUUGAAUUACAUGUAACCAUACCCUAGCCUUGGGCUUCAUGUACCUUUGUAACUUCUUUGAUCUUCGGACAUGAAAAUUAAUAUUGUUCGAUCAAA
This is a messenger RNA of Nymphaea colorata (pocket water lily), 660 nucleotides long. RefSeq names its product photosystem I reaction center subunit VI, chloroplastic-like. The transcript has 3 exons. Lineage: Eukaryota; Viridiplantae; Streptophyta; Magnoliopsida; Nymphaeales; Nymphaeaceae. Gene Ontology annotation, biological process: photosynthesis. The coding region runs from base 66 to 506 and encodes 146 amino acids. The record is from RefSeq and is a predicted model, not a curated record. Gene Ontology annotation, cellular component: chloroplast thylakoid membrane; photosystem I; photosystem I reaction center.